AUCAUUCCUUGUAACCUGAAUGCCGAGAUUGUCAGCGGGCAGCUUGCAGAGCCCGCGCCAUGCAUGUUCCAAGCUUGCUGGACGCGACGGGCCACAUUCCAAGCGUCUCCAUAUAUACCUCCACAUCAAGCAAGUCACUCAGAUACUUAGAUCCCCGUAAUAUACAAAUGCGUACGUACAAGGCUACCACUGGCACUAGCUGAUCACUAGUAGUUCUCUUCUUCAUCACCAGGUGGAUCUUGCAGCUAGCUGUUGCACUCGCAGUUUCUCUGCUUAGAGUUGACAUCUUGAUUAGGCAUCGCGUGUAGUAGGAGAUGGCAGGAAGACGGGUGAACGUGGCAAUGGUGCUCUUGAUAGCUCUGCAUGGGCUGCUGCCAUCGUCCACCAACGCCGCCCUGCAGGACGGCUUCUACAGCACCAGCACCAACUGCACCGUCGACGUCGAGGCCGUCGUGCGGGGCGUCGUCGAGCAGCACGUCUCCCGGUCCGGCGACGGUGGCUCCGGCGCGGGGCUCAUCCGCCUCCACUUCCAUGAUUGCUUUGUCAAGGGCUGUGAUGGCUCCGUCCUCAUUGAUCCGAGCCCCGUCAACCCGGACCCCGAGAAGGCCUCGCCGGCGAACGGCGGCCUCCGCGGGAUCGACGUGGUCGAGGAGGCCAAGAGGCAGCUGGAGGCCACGUGCCCCGGCACCGUGUCGUGCGCCGACAUCCUCGCCUUCGCCGCCCGCGACGCGGCCUACGUCCUCAGCUCCGGGGCGAUCAGCUACGACGUCCCCUCAGGCCGCCGCGACGGGCUCACCUCCGACGCGUCCGACGCCAGCCAGAGCCUGCCGCCGCCGUUCGCGCAGCUCGACGACCUCGUCCGCGCCUUCGCCUCCAAGGGCUUCGGCAUUGACGAGCUCGUCGCUCUCUCCGGCGCGCACUCCAUCGGGCGCGCGCACUGCUCGUCGUUCAGGGACCGGAUCCACCCCGCCGUGCACGAGACCAUGGACCCGAGCUACGGCGCCGACAUGCGGUCGCGGUGCCCCGAGGACGCCGGGGCGGAGGAACGGGUCGAGCAGGACCAGGCGACGUCGGGAGACCUCGACGGCCGGUACUUCGAGAACGUGCUCGCCGGGAGGGUGCCCUUCAACUCGGACCGGGCGCUGAUCGACGACGGCGAGACGAGGCGGAUGGUGGAGGAGAACGCGGGGGACCAAGUGGAGUGGGCGGCCAAGUUCGCUGCCGCCAUGCGGAAGAUGAGCGAGCUCACCGGCACCGCCGAGGGCGAGAUCAGGGAGUUCUGCCACGUGACAAACAGAGGCUAGCGACGGGGGGAUCGUCCAUCACGGUCGACUUGAUUUUAUUUAUUUGUAGCUUUUGUUUUCGUAUUUUUUGUUGAUACAUGUGAUUGUGGAAAAUCAUUUUUGGGUGAAAAUAUUGUGGGAACGACUCUUCAGUGUCGGAAAAAAAAACUAUCAAGUGACCAUAGUAAAAAAGUUGCAACGGGACACAAAAUCGAUGCAAUUUAAUGUGGAUCAUGCUCGUGCAUUGCAAUGAGAUUAAAAAUUGGCGCAAAUUUACCGAGGACAUAUUAAAAAGAAAA
Molecule: messenger RNA, 1582 nt
Organism: Aegilops tauschii subsp. strangulata
Lineage: Eukaryota; Viridiplantae; Streptophyta; Magnoliopsida; Poales; Poaceae
Source: RefSeq, a predicted model, not a curated record